Messenger RNA from Leptidea sinapis, 1042 nucleotides. Its product is annotated as DNA-binding protein RFXANK-like. Gene Ontology annotation, biological process: regulation of gene expression. Lineage: Eukaryota; Metazoa; Arthropoda; Insecta; Lepidoptera; Pieridae. The record is from RefSeq and is a predicted model, not a curated record. The coding region runs from base 86 to 829 and encodes 247 amino acids. Gene Ontology annotation, cellular component: nucleus. The transcript is spliced from 5 exons. Gene Ontology annotation, molecular function: protein binding.
UUGUGGUUCGCAGUUUCCACCUAAUAACAGUGUACCUAACUCUAAUCUUUGUUCCAUCUUCUUAAAUAAAUCAUAAUAAAUAAAAAUGGAAGAAGGUGUUUCUGUUAAACACGAAGAUAGGAAUGUUGAUAUAAAGCAAGAGAACUUGGAAAGUUACACGUUUGAAUAUGAUUCUGGAAGUCAAGAUAGUAGUAAAAGUGGCAGUGGGGCCUACCAGAGAUGGGCGCCUAAUUUAAAUGGAGUUAGAAAGAGUGCAUUUACGCCGUACAAAUCGGUCCAGUGUACUGCGCUUACAAAUUUACAAAGGGGUAACACGCAGGCGCGAGUUCCUGAGCUGCCUCAGCCCGAUUCUAGCUUUCAUGCGAAGGCUGGUCGUGGUGAAAUCACCCGCGACGACGUUAAACUGGAGCAGUAUGUUGAUAUUACUGAUGAACAUGGACUCACUGCCCUGCACUGGGCAGCUAGUUAUGGACAAUUAAAUAGCUGCCAGGACGUUGUUUGGAGUGGCGCCAAUGUAAACAUGCGGGGCCCUGAAGGAGAGACAGCCCUCCACCUGGCUGCAGCUGGUGGGCAUCAUGAAGUUGUUAAGUUUCUACUGAACGAAGGUGCCGAUGCUGAUAUACAGGAUGAUUCCGGCAGUACCGCCCUCAUGUAUGCAGCAGCGGCAGAUUUCCCCUACACUUGUAACGAACUCCUCAUCCGAGGAGCUGAUCUCACACUCACCAACGACUAUGAUCAAGAUGCUUACACUCUCACAACUACCAACAACUGUAAACUUGCACAAACUGUGAUAGAAAAUUUUCUUAUUGGCUGCCUCAGCAAAGUGUGAAGAAGUGUUAUAUUAGUGGAUGUUCAGUUUGCUUUGGAUCACCGAUCACAACACAAGCCAAUUCGUUUGCUACAGUGAAGUAAAAUAAUAAUACAGGGAUUUAGUUUAUAACAAAUUAAUAUAUAUUGUUCGACAUAAUAAUAUACAAAAUAUGACCCCAUGUUGUUAUGAAUAACUCAAUAGACAGACAAUAUAAAGUUAUCCAUAUCACAA